GGCAACCUGAGGAACACAGAGACAGAAUAUACAUAUAAAGAAGUUUCCGUUUUGUCUGGAGAGAAGUGUGGGAAUGGGAUCAAAGAAAGUGGAUGUGAUGUUAGGGUUUUUAGGGUUUAUGCUUCUGGAUGGACUUCUCCUUUGCAUGGCCUUUGGCAACAUCAAAUACUAUGAUUUUGUUGUACAAGAGACAAAUUUUACAAAGUUGUGCAGCACCAAGAGUAUGCUCACCGUAAAUGGAAGUUUUCCUGGACCAACAAUAGCAGUUCAUAAAGGGGAUAUAAUUUAUGUUAAUGUACAUAAUCAAGGAAAUUAUGGUGUUACAAUUCAUUGGCAUGGAGUGAAACAACCAAGGAAUCCAUGGUCGGACGGUCCAGAAAACAUCACACAGUGCCCAAUUCAACCCGGAAAGAACUUCACAUACGAAGUCAUAUUUACCACCGAAGAAGGAACUCUCUGGUGGCAUGCACAUAGCGACUGGACCAGAGCCACCGUCCACGGUGCCAUCGUCAUUUUACCUGCUGCUGGCACCACUUAUCCAUACCCUACUCCUUAUUCCCAGCAAACACUUGUGAUUGCAUCAUGGUUUAAGGGAGAUGUAAAGGCAAUAAUUGACGAAGCCCUUGCAACUGGUGGCGAUCCAAACAUCUCUGAUGCUUACACUAUUAACGGCCAACCCGGAGAUUUGUAUCCAUGCUCCAAUGAAACCACAUUUCAUUUGCUAGUUGAGUAUGGAAAGACCUAUCUUCUCCGCCUAAUCAACGCAGUGAUGAACGAAGAACAAUUCUUUGGAAUUGCAAACCACAGUCUAACAGUUGUAGGACAGGAUGGGGCAUACCUUAAACCUAUAACCACAGACCACAUAAUGAUAACUCCAGGACAAACAAUGGACGUUUUGGUCACAGCAAACCAGGCUCCCAGUUACUAUUACAUGUCUUCUAAUCCUUUCUUUGAUAGCGUUGCUCCCUUUGACAAUACCACCAGUACAGCAAUUCUCCAAUACAAAGGCAAUUUUACUCGCCCAUCUUCUAUCCCAUUCCCAACCCUACCUAGUAUUACUAAUGAUUCUGCCGCUUCCAAUUUCACUACUCGCCUUAGGAGCUUAGCUAGCAAAAAUCACCCAGUAAAUGUCCCCAAAAAUAUCACUCAACAUCUCUACAUAACAAUUUCGGUAAAUGAACUGCCUUGCGCUAAUGCAUCCUGUGCAGGACCCAAUGGUGAUAGACUAGCUGCAAGCUUGAAUAAUGUUAGUUUUGUGACCCCAGAUAUUGAUAUCCUUGAAGCUUACUACAGGAGCUUGACUGGAGUUUUUGACGAGGAUUUCCCAAGUUUUCCGCCAAACUUUUUUAACUUCACUGGAGAUACAACCAAUGUUUCAGUGUUUACAGCCACAGGUACGAAGGUGAAGAUGUUAAACUAUGGAGAUGCAGUUGAGAUAGUUUUCCAGGGGACUAAUAUUGGUGCUGCCGAGAACCAUCCAAUGCAUGUACAUGGCAAUAGUUUCUACGUGGUUGGGAAUGGUACAGGAAAUUUCAACAAUCUGACUGAUCCACUGUCAUAUAAUUUGAUUGAUCCUCCAGAACUCAAUACCGUUGGAGUUCCAAAGAAUGGAUGGGUCGCCAUUAGAUUUUUUGCAAAUAAUCCUGGGGUAUGGUUCAUCCACUGUCACUUGGAACGGCACGCAAGCUGGGGAAUGGAUACUGUUCUUAUCGUGAAAAAUGGCAAAACUAAGGCCACAAGUCUUCGGAGUCCUCCAGCGUACAUGCCACCUUGUUCAUAGGCUGUUUUCCACAAUUAAGGUUAAUUUCGAUCAGUUAUUAAUCAGUGAGUGCGUCAAAGCAUUGUGACCUUUCAAUUAUGUGUUGCUUAUUUGUUUGCAAAUGUAAUAAUAUCUUCAAGACAUGUAAUUUGUCUGUCUUGAUUUGCUAAACUUAUUAUUUCCCUGAUUUGUAUAAGUGAUUGAAUAA
This is a messenger RNA of Hevea brasiliensis (rubber tree), 1967 nucleotides long. RefSeq names its product putative laccase-9. Gene Ontology annotation, biological process: lignin catabolic process. Gene Ontology annotation, molecular function: hydroquinone:oxygen oxidoreductase activity; copper ion binding. Gene Ontology annotation, cellular component: apoplast. The record is from RefSeq and is a predicted model, not a curated record. The transcript has 7 exons. The coding region runs from base 74 to 1780 and encodes 568 amino acids. NCBI's taxonomy places the organism in Eukaryota, Viridiplantae, Streptophyta, Magnoliopsida, Malpighiales, Euphorbiaceae.